Molecule: messenger RNA, 684 nt
Organism: Capronia epimyces CBS 606.96
Lineage: Eukaryota; Fungi; Ascomycota; Eurotiomycetes; Chaetothyriales; Herpotrichiellaceae
Product: small nuclear ribonucleoprotein B and B'
Exons: 4
Coding region: 1-684 (227 amino acids)
Biological process (GO): mRNA splicing, via spliceosome
Cellular component (GO): U5 snRNP; catalytic step 2 spliceosome; U4 snRNP
Molecular function (GO): RNA binding
Source: RefSeq, a predicted model, not a curated record
AUGGCGAACAAGCAGGGGAAAAUGCAAAACCUGAUCAACUAUCGUAUGCGGGUAACCUUGAAUGACGCUCGACAAAUGACUGGUCAAAUGCUUGCAUUCGAUAAACACAUGAACCUCGUUCUCGCCGACACCGAAGAGUUCCGCAAGGUCAAGCGCAAGCAAACCAAGCCUUCUGCUCCUGCUGCACCUGGCUCAGCAGCGGCGGUCGAAACCGAGGAAAAACGCACACUGGGUCUGGUCAUUCUCAGAGGAACAAACAUCGUCAGUUGCAGUGUUGAAGGCCCUCCGCCAUCUGACCCUUCUGCACGUCUCGGCACAUCGGCACCAGGAGGCGCCCCGAGCGCAUUGCAAGCCGGGACCGGAAUCGCCAGACCAGCCGGUCGAGGACUACCGGUGGGCUUGGGCGGACCGGCAGCUGGCGUGGGAAUUGGUGGUCCACCACCGCCGAUAGGCCUCGGAUUUUCGCAAGGAGGAUUUCCUGGAGGAGCUCCACCGCCAGGUUUUGGUGGACGAGGAGUUCCACUGCCCGGAGGUCCCCCACCGCCAGGCUUUGGAGGACCGCCUCCAGGUUUCGGUGCGCCGCCCGGCGGUCCCCCUGCUGGCUUCCAGCCACCUCCUGGCUUCCAAGGUGCUCCGUCAGGUCAGGGCAGAGGAUUUCCUCCUCCAGGGUUUGGAGGUCGAUAG